Messenger RNA from Epinephelus moara (kelp grouper), 5430 nucleotides. RefSeq names its product KIAA2013 ortholog. The transcript has 3 exons. The record is from RefSeq and is a predicted model, not a curated record. Lineage: Eukaryota; Metazoa; Chordata; Actinopteri; Perciformes; Serranidae. The coding region runs from base 398 to 2260 and encodes 620 amino acids.
ACGACAAUUGUGACAAACCAGAAGAGUGAACUGCUGGCUACAGAGUUCUUUGGAAAGUCAGGUGAUGUUUUCCACCUGAACGCAAACAAAAAACGAAAUGACCUGAGGUACGACAACUUGAUGACUGCCCUACACGCCAGCUGAAGGAUUUGACAAUAACUCACGAUGCGACAAACAAUAACACAUUUUCAACAGUUUUCCUUCUCAGCGCUAGCUACUUAGCUAAGCUAACUUAGCCAGACGCUAACGAAGCCAGUUUGUCAGCUUUCACUCUGGGUAACUUGUUUUGAGUGCGACCAGAAUUCGAUGUGACAUCCUGGAAUUUCCGACCUUAAGCACCCUGGGUGCCGUUUGUAAACGCUGACUCAUAGCUGGGCUUCCUUAGUUUAAACACACAAUGUGGCUACAGCAAAGACUGAAGGGGCUACCAGGCUUGUUAUCGAGCAGCUGGGCGAGAAGAUUGCUCAUAGGACUGCUGCUCUUCAUCAUUUUCUACUGGUAUCUGGGAGCAGAGCGCAGAUGGAGCUUCUUCAGCGGCUCGACCAUGCCCGGUGGGGCUGCUGGACAGUGCCUACUGACUGAAAUCCACAGGUGGAAGUCUUUCGUAGAACGAGGAGAGGGGAUAUACAGCGCACCUCAGGAACAAUUAGAUACACCUUUUGUAUCAGGUAACGGCCAUAUUCUUAUUGACAUUGACUCCAACAAACUGUGGGUAGCGUCGUCGGCCCAGCCCGGCUCGGCUCCGGUCCACCAGACUGAAUACUCACCGAGAGUCGGUGUCCACCUGGAGGGGAAACGUGCUGAGGCUCAGGCUACCAUGCUGUGGUUCCGGAAAGGAUCCGUGUUGUCGGUCCGCUGUGCCACACCAGCCGCUCUGCAGUCACCCCGGGACUGUGUCACCAUCAGAGAGGAGUUUAUCGCGCAUAGAAGUAGACCUAACGUGUAUCUCCAACGAAUCCACAUCAACAACCCGUCUGAUAGGGCCGCCUCCUUGGAAGUUUCGUCUGACAACCCCUCCUUUGGUAGCAAGUUCUCCAGCAGUGUGGAGAAAGUGGAGGACAGAGACAUAGUGCUCUCCUCUGGCAGAGUGCCUGUGGAGAAUAACCACAUGGUGCUGGUGGUGGUGGUCACCAAGAAGCUCAUCGGCAGGAUCCAGGUCUCUGCCAAAUCAGAUUACAAAGACAACAUCCUGUCAGUGGUGUGGACCUCAGAGCCCAUCGAGCCCUCCAAGCUGGAGGAGACCUUCAGCACCCUCAGAGAUGGAGCCAAAAAGGAGCUGGGGGAGCUGCUCAGGGCCAGUGUGGAGGACCUAGUGGAGGAUCACCAGCAGGCCUGGAUGGACCUCUUUAUUUCAGGUGUUGAAAUGAGGAAGAUCACAGACUCCCACACACCAUCGAGUCGCACAGUGAACACCACCCUCUACUACAUCCUGUCCUCCUUUGUGGCUCCCCUGCUGGAUCGAAGAUUGAGUGGCGAGGAGCGCGCCCAUCUCGAGUCCAGCCUCAACUAUGCCGACCACUGCUUCAGCGGCCACGCCACCAUGCACGCAGAGAACCUGUGGCCCGAGAGGGUGAGCAGUACCGCUCAGAUCCUGCAGCUAGUCACGCUGUGGACUCUGACUCUGCAGAAGAGAGGCUGCAAAGUGCUGGUGGCGGCCGGAGCCCACGGAGCCAUGCAGGGCAUGGUGCUCAGCUUCGGCGGCCUUCAGUUCACAGAGAACCACCUUCAGUUUCAGGCUGACCCGGACGUGCUGCACAAUAGCUAUGCCCUGAGAGGAAUUCACUACAACCAGGACCUUAUUAACCUGGCAGUGCUGCUUGAUGUGGAGGGGAAACCUUUUCUUCAUGUGUCGGUGAAGCCACAGGAGAAACCGGUGAAGCUGUAUGCCUGCGAGGCUGGCUGCCUCAACGAGCCUGUGGAACUGACAUCAGAGAUCAAAGGUCACACCUUCCCUGUGAUGGUGACACAGCCCAUCACACCACUCCUGUACAUCUCCACAGACCUGCGCCACCUGCAGGAUCUCCGUCACACCCUGCACCUCAAGGCCAUCCUGGCCCAUGAGGAGCACAUGGCCAACAGGUACCCAGGCCUGCCCUUCCUCUUCUGGUUCAGCGUGGCCUCGCUCAUAACACUCUUCCACCUAUUCCUCUUCAAACUCAUAUACAACGAGUACUGUGGCCCCGGCGCUAAGCCCCUCUUCAGGAGCAAGGUCACCCGCAAAAGUGAGGAUGGCUGCUGUGACACCAGGAAUGCUGCUUGAAAACUGCAAUGCUAUGCACACGUUCAACACGUCGUAGUGGCUCUGCUUGACCUUUGCCAACAAGGGUUAUAUUAAGAUGGGUGUGCUGGGGCUGAAUGACAUCCAGUUUUUUGGGGGGUUUAAAUCAAUUAGAUUAGCAGUGAUUAAGCGGAAGACAGAUGACAUGAUAAGGCAAGAGAAAGAAGCAACCAAAAAUAACAGUAUUUGGGUGUGUGGUGUGAGUCAAGUGGCAUCCAAGUGAAUGCCAGGACCAAAGGUUUCCCAGCAAAAUACUGCAUUGUAACGAGAUAAUGAAUGUUAUUCAUUUUACCUGUCAGUGGUUUGAUGUUGUGGUUGAUGGGUGUAUGUUGCCCCACAGUAUAUUCUAAAACAGUGGUGAAAGCCUGCCACACACAGAUGGAUGAUAAAUGAAACCCAACUAAGCACAGGUGAUCAUUUGAGGUGUGGUGACUAUGACCUCACUGACUUACUUACAUUAAUGAAGACUUGGCAUUCAUUAUAAGUUGACACUGAUGUCAUCAGUUUCUAUCUUCUGUCUGUCUGUAUCUUCAGCUCUGGAUGAUUUUAAGCUUUUCUUGCGGUGCGCCUGACACCAUUUUUGAUUUUUGAAGCUUUUUGUCUUUCCCUCCUCUUCUCUUACUUGUCAGCCCUAUGAUAUUAACUGUUAUCUAACAUUCUGCUGUUGUUUCACUCAUUGAUAAAUCUUCCAAGUACAAUCAGCCUUGUAACACAGUUCUCUGCCUGAGUGAACAGGGUAGAGAGUUUGGAAGCAGCUGCUGUAUCGGCUAAGGAUUUAGAGAAAAACUGGUUUAUAACAGCUUUGGUUUUAUCUCAAUACAUUUGGCUGUUGGUUUUAUUGGUUAUGAUAGCAUUGUACACACCAAAACAACCAAACAAAUGGUGAUGCUUGAUACUGGAUUUUUUGCUGAUAUCCAAUAUGCACCAACUUAUUUGACCGAUACCGAUAACAAUAUAUCAGCUUUAUUCCCAACCUAAUUUUAGUGAUUAUCAGGUCUCUUCUGUGGUGGAAUUAACAUCAUAUUAUACAUGCAUACUCUUAACGUGAUGACCCACCAGCAGAUUCUAAUUGUUCAUUUUAAAGCUAAUAAUGACUGAUACUGAUGAUGUGCUGAUAUUUUCAUGCAUCCCUAUAAACAGCCCACUUUUCUGUUCAAAUGUGACCUAUUGGAUCAGCUGUAGCUGUGUACACUUCCAAGUGUCCUGUGCAAUUUGUUACACUAGUGUGGAGUGUUCUCACUCUUGUUAUCUCCCCCCAAAAAGGAGAAAAAGGUUGUUAAUCUGCUUGUUUGUUUGAAACCAGUCUGACUGUGUGUUUCUUGCCAUGUUGGAACUGUUUUAAUGAUGUAGCAAUAGAACAAUUUUAUCAUAAUCUGUAGGGCCGAUGGCCACAGCUACAAAAAUAACCAAGUUGUUGAAAUCAUUAUUUCUUUAAAUGCUAAUUAAAACUGCUCUGAUCCUGGGCCCAGUUGUUUCAACAAAUCAAUCUGGAUCAGAAUGAUCAGGAUUUGGAAAUCCCAUGUUUUGCUAUUCAGGAUCAGCUAAUCCAUCUUACUUUUGUGCCGUUAACUUUCUUCAAAUCAAUCAUGGAUUGGACCACAAUGAUCCAGAUAUAAACUUGUCAGAAUGACCAAAUCUGCAUAACCAGUGCUUUAAGUGAGACUACAUAUCACAAUGUAUUCAGUCUGCCAACAAACACAUUGCCGUAGGCGCUGCCAAAGAGACCUGACACAGAGAUCUUUGAGAUUAUACCUUAAAAUAAUUUUUGUUUGAUAUUGGCAGCUAUUAAUAGGAUUAUUUUAUGGAGACAUUCAAUUUUUAUUUUUUUUAACUUCAUUGUACUUUGUUACUCAAUAUGUAGCAUUAUUAUUAUUAAUUUAUCAACCUUGUCACAGUGACUUAAACAAAUCAAGUGCAAAUUAUAAAUAAUUCCAUUCCAUUAUAUUGUGUUUCAAAAUAGUUUUGAUGUCCAUACUAACAGGGUGAAGCAGUUCUUGCCAGAGUGUCUUGAUUGGGAAUCAAAUAAAUGCAAAGAAAUUGACUUUAUGAUCUUGGAUUUCAGAUAAAUUUCUUUCAAAUCACUGCUGCACUGCUACAACAGUGUGGUCUGAAACCAUGACAACAUGCCAACCUGUGGACAUCCCUUAGACCCGAGUCUUCCGUGAUAUUGACUGGUCUGCAGUUAGCUGCCAUACUGUGUGAAUAUUUUAAUUCCAUUUGACACAAGGUGCACAUUACUUUUGACUUGUUAGCUGAGCCAUCUGGAAGUUUUUUUAAGUGAAAGGAGCCAUUCAUAAGUGCAGUGGUGUUGUUAUUUUCCAUCAGGAAGAAGGAAGCUACUGUGACGGCUUGAUUAAGGUGUCUUGAAGUGACAAAAUAGUAGCACGUGAUUAAUGCUAUUUAAAAAAAAGAAAGAAAAAAAAGAGCAUAAUUUAUGAUUAACGCAUCAAUGCUGACAGCCUUAAUAUGUAUUUCACCAAUUUAAAUGUUUUAUUACAUUUUGUUCAGGAAAUUCACCCCAAAUCCAGCCCUCUGCUGGGAUCAGGAUAAUCCUCAUUUUUUGGAUCAAAGGUAUCCCGAUCCUACUACAAAGUUUUCAACAACACAUUCUGAUUUCAGCUAGAUCUGAUCAGAUUUCAGAUAGGAUCAAAUCUUGGAAAUUGGUUGAUCAUUCUGAUCCAGAUUAAAUUUUUAACUGGGCCUUGGAGUUCAAACACAAACACCUUCUGUAAUGUCACUGGCUGGUGAGAGGCAGGAGUGCAACAUGCUUCAGAGUUUUAACCCAUAAGUAACCACAUGCCUGUUUGCCACAUGUAUGUGUUGUUUUUGUCUUGUUUUUUUUUUCUUACUGGUUGUUCCUCUUGGCUCUCAAAGUCUUAUUCUGACAGAUCAAGUCAAUUUGAUGAUGCAACAUAGUUCUAAGGCCUUGUAAAUAAUAAUAAUUCAAAAAUAAUGUGUUAACAGAAUAUUUAAAGAUGGUUAAGCUUUUUCAUUUUCUGUUUGUGAGUUUUAUCUUGUCUUUGUUUCAUGUGAACUACUGAGUGUGCCUUCAUGGAAAAAGAAGAUAAUGCAUUUAGCUCAUGGCUAUAGCCAUAAUCACAUAGAAUCGUACUUGAAUGGUUUGUGAUCAUAUAAAAUUGAAGUAAAACAAA